UGUCACCCAGUCAGGUCCAAGUGCCAGGUACCGAAUUAGCGCAGCGCACUGAUCAACGGAUCUCAAGCCUCACGGAAACGGUCUCACACUCUGCCGUCACAUCCUGAAUCCUUGCAUUAUUCCAGAUCAUGGCGUCCGAGGCCCGCUUCGUUGAGAACAGAACCCGUUUGGUUUCCCACUUUGAUGAAUACAAGACACGGGAUGCGCAAGGCGACGGGUGGGCCAAACUAUGGGAAAAGAAUGAGCAGGAUCUGUGGGAUCGGGGCCAGCCUUCGCCUGCAUUGACUACAUUCCUGGAAGAACAUCCUUAUCGUGAGACGCUGUUUCAAGACAAGACUAGACGACAAUUGAAGGCCUUUGUACCCGGCUGCGGAAAAGGACAUGAUGUGGCGCUCUUAGCACGCCAUCGCUUCAAGACGUGGGGUCUUGAAAUUUCUCAGGGAGCAGUGGAUGUUGCAAAUCAAAACGUAAAAUCCUACUUGGAGCCUUCGGCUGGUCAUCAUGCUGACGUCGUGCUCGGCGACUUCUUCAAGAAGGAUAUCGAGGCCCAUCUUGGGCCAGACUUCCAUGGCUUCGAUCUGAUCUAUGAUUAUACGUUCCUGUGUGCCCUACUUCCUGAGAUGAGAAAAGACUGGGCUGAGCGCAUGAAAAGUCUUUUGUCGCCAACUGGCGUCCUCGUAUGCCUCGAGUUCCCCAUGUGGAAGCCUUUGAAAGAUCAGGGCCCGCCUUGGGGUCUCAAUGGCGUACACUGGAAUCUUUUGGCUGAAGGUGCUGACGGUCUAUUUGACGAAUCCGGCAAUCUUCUUGGAGGCGGCCAAGAAAAGGGCUCAUUCGAGAGAGUCGUAUACUGGAAGCCACCAGUUUCGUUUAAGCAGAGCCGCGGUGAAGACAUGCUCAGCGUAUGGAAGUUAAAGCAGUAGACCCCGACGUAAUUGGGGCUUGUUGUCAUGCUCCAUCAAUAACUUUCAGCAGCAAAUUUCCACAUGGUAACACUGUUCGCACACGAAGCCUAGAAGUCUU
This is a messenger RNA of Alternaria alternata, 1020 nucleotides long. RefSeq names its product S-adenosyl-L-methionine-dependent methyltransferase. The record is from RefSeq and is a predicted model, not a curated record. NCBI's taxonomy places the organism in Eukaryota, Fungi, Ascomycota, Dothideomycetes, Pleosporales, Pleosporaceae. Gene Ontology annotation, molecular function: S-adenosylmethionine-dependent methyltransferase activity. The transcript is spliced from 4 exons. The coding region runs from base 129 to 920 and encodes 263 amino acids.